This is a messenger RNA of Stomoxys calcitrans (stable fly), 2549 nucleotides long. It is a transcript of the gene Axs, whose product is annotated as anoctamin-8. Lineage: Eukaryota; Metazoa; Arthropoda; Insecta; Diptera; Muscidae. Gene Ontology annotation, cellular component: plasma membrane. The transcript has 9 exons. The record is from RefSeq and is a predicted model, not a curated record. The coding region runs from base 275 to 2191 and encodes 638 amino acids. Gene Ontology annotation, biological process: chloride transmembrane transport. Gene Ontology annotation, molecular function: chloride channel activity.
UAAACCUCUUCAUCAUAAGUGUACAAUUCUUAUUCUUACUCAUUUUUGGCAAAUCUUUUGCUUUUGUUUUACAUGAACGCUGACAAAAAAAGAAAAACAGAAUUAAUAACAAAACAGCUAAAGUCAAUCCCAAAGGCGUGUUGGCAGAAGAGUUGAAAAGACGUGAGGAAGAGUGCCAAAAAUUAAAAAAAAUAUUAGAGCAAUCAGGCAGCCAAAAUUUUGAUAUUUUGUCGACAGGCCAGAGUAAAUUAAAUGUGUCAGAAUUGUAGACGAGAUGGCUGCUGCUGCUAAUGAAACAGGCCACAGUCUGCUGGGUAAACGGCCACAGAAUAUCAUACAAAAUCAAUUGUUUCGCAGGCAAAGAAGCAUAAAACUGAGUGCCAACAAAGGAAGUAGCAGCGAUGAGACUGGAAAUCAUAAGACUUAUGUGGUGCUGACCUUUGGGGAACGAGCCAAGCUAACCCACUGUGAAGAUGUACAAAAAAUCAUACAACAAUUCAAUAUAAAGACCACACUAGAAUGGAUUAGUAAGGAGGAGAAAUACCUUUACCUAACUGCCUCAACUGAUACUCUGCUGCGUUUGGCCGACGAAGCUGAACUCACCAAGAUGACAACAACGGGGAGUAUGCAAAAAUUUAAUUAUAACUCAAUAUCGGAUUUCUUGCUGCCCGGCAUGACAGAAGAUGACAUAGUGCGGUUCUGUGAGGCGCCAGUGCUAAUAAAGGAUGUGGUGAAACCUCAGCUAUUGUCCUAUAUAAGGAAUGGCAUUGUGGAGGAAUUGUUUCCCUUGCAUGACAUAGAAUAUUUGGAGGCAUUCUCCUUCAACUGGCGUCGUCGUUCCUUGCCUAUAGAACAUAUACGCAAUUAUUUUGGUGCAAGCAUAGGCCUAUAUUUUGCUUUUAUAGAAUUUUAUACCAAGGCCCUGGUAUAUCCCACAAUCUUUGGUGUUUGUCAAUAUUUGUGGAGCAUUAAUCUGUCCGUGGUUAUAGGUUUCUAUGUGCUGUGGUCUACGAUCUUCCUUGAGUUAUGGAAACGCCGCUGUGCCGGUUUGGCUUAUCGUUGGGGUACCAUAGAAAUGUCCAGUCUGGACAAACCUCGCACAAACUACCAAGGCAAAGAGAAAAUCGAUCCUGUUACUGGAAAAAUGACUCUCGAGUAUCCUAUGCGUUACACAUACAUGCAAAUGUAUUGCAUCUCUUAUCCUGUGGUCUUACUAUGUGUGGUAGCUGCAGCCUAUUUCGCCUUAUACCAGUUUCAAAUUGAGGCCGAGGUUUUGGCAGACUUUGGUCCCGAUUCUUGGCUUUUGUAUAUCCCUGUUAUAGUACAAUCCAUACUCAUAGCCAUAUUUUCAUGGGCCUAUGAAAAACUGGCAACAUUCCUUACCCAAUUGGAGAAUCACCGCACCCGUUUGCAGUAUGAAAGACAUCGGGUCAAUAAAUUGAUGAUAUUUGAGAUAGUGAAUAAUUUCUUUUCGCUAUUCUACAUUGCCUUUGUGCUGCAGGAUCUGAAGCAAUUGAAUUAUCAGCUGAUGAUGCAGUUGCUGAUAUUUCAGAUUGUCUGCAUUGCCCAAGAAGUGGGCAUUCCUUUGCUGGCUGUCCUUAAACAGAAGUAUGUUAAAUACAUGCACAAGGAAUUGGAUUCUGAGAAACUAUCUUUGGUCAAUGAUGUUACCCGUUACGAGCAAUGUUUCUUUGAGGCUGGCUUGGAUCAGUAUCAAUCAACCUAUGAGGAUUAUUUGCAAAUGUGCAUACAGUUUGGCUUUAUUGUGCUAUUUGCAGCGGUGGCUCCGUUUGCCGCCUUUGGUGCUUUGAUAAAUAACAUGUUUGCCAUGCACAUUGAUUUGUUUAAGCUAUGCAAUAUUUUCAAACGUCCCUUUGCACGUCGCACAAAAAAUAUCGGUGCCUGGCAAUCAGCUUUCGAGUUACUAUCUGUGAUGGCCAUCCUAAGUAAUUGUGGUCUGCUGUAUAUGCUGCCAAAUGUGAGAGCAUUUGUGGCCCAGCACUUCUCCUCCAUACCAAAUCUCUCAUUUGUGCUGUUUGAACAUUUGUUAUUGGGCCUAAAAUUUGUGAUACACAAGGCCAUACACGAAAGGCCAAGAUGGGUGCGCAUAGCCUUAAUGAAGGGCGAUUAUGAAUCUAGCCAAGCGUAUAAGAAUAUCAAAAAAUACAAGGCCAAUCUAAAAGUGGAUUAAGUUGAAUCUUUGGAACUGCAACAGCACAAACUCAAACAAAAAUCUCUUACAAAACUUGCCGCCUACCCAAAAAAAAAUGCUAAAAGGUGCGCCUAUAAGGCAUUGGCUUUUUUACAUCUCCCAGUAUAAAAAAACUAUCCUUAAUUUUUUUUAAAUCUCCAAGAAUUGAAAUCUUUUAAUGUUUAGUUGAUGUUUCACAGUCUUAUACUUUCUCAGUGUUGUUGUGGGUGGUUUAUAUUAGUCUUAUACCACCCCUAGAUUUAACUACUAACCAGUGGCCUUAGAUUAGGUUUUUAACUUAUAAACGAAACUAAUGCAAACUCUUAUAUAUACGUACAUAGACUUUGUUUAAAUUUUA